Messenger RNA from Brassicogethes aeneus, 3328 nucleotides. The record is from the annotation of a GenBank genome assembly. NCBI's taxonomy places the organism in Eukaryota, Metazoa, Arthropoda, Insecta, Coleoptera, Nitidulidae.
GCUAAAUGAAAGUUAAAUUUAUUUUUACUUUACGUAUUCAGUUUCAGCGAAAUGGAAAGAAAAUCAACCAGUUAUUCCAACGACAUUCCAUCGCCAGUUUUAUUAAGAAGACGUCUAAGUGCACCGGAAACAAUAAUGAGAAAGCAUGUGCUCGCACAGCAGCGGUCGGACGAUAUCACGCAAAACGAUACAAGAAAUAGCCAAUGGAGGAUGGAGAAUGCCGCUGAAAGCGACCCAAACUUGAACAAAAAACGGGAUUCGGGCCUAAUGAGAAAGUCGACUUUGCUGAGGAGAUUGUGGAGCAACAGCAAACCUCUAUCGGGUGCGCGUUUUUCCGGCUCCUUUUACGAAUGGCAACACUCGUUCGGUAAAAUGUCGUCGAGCAACUCUUUGACAACAUCGAAUCAUUCAUCGCCCGAGCACAAAUCGCAAAGCAGGAGAUCAUCGCCGCAGCACUUCCAAAGAAAAUUAUCGCCAAGCCCUAGUAAAAUGAUGUCACCAAAAAGAAAGGUGUCUGUAUACAAUGGAAAUUAUGAGUAUACUUCGUAUAGCAGUAACUCUGCAACAGAUAACUCAAACAUAUCGAGCUCACUGGACAAUAGAACGAGUAGAACGAUCACACCAAAAACUGAAUCGGAGAAUUACAGUACAAGAAGUACGACGACUAGUUAUACAACUUUUUCGGAAAAUUCCGACUCUGCAAUCACUAAUUCGCACUACUCCAACAACAACUCCACCACAUCUUCAGAGAUAACAAAGCAGUUUAUCGAGGAAUCAGACAACAGUAACCAAGAAGCCAACCAAACUACUACCACCAAAGAGACAGCGAAAAAUAUAAACUCGUCACCAAAAAGUGAAUCUGGCACACAAACUUCCGACCUGACGAACUUAAACGUAAUCUCAAACGUGCAAUUAAGCCAAUCGACCCUGGACUUAAUAUUCCAACAAGUAAUUCAGGAUGUGAAUAAAACCUCCCCCCAUGUAGACACAACCCCUGUAAGUGACGUUAAAAAAGUGAUCCAAGUGCAAGAAAUACCUAGUUUCUACUUAAAGCGAAAAGAAGACAUAACUGUGGAUGACCAGCAACAUCAACGCAUAGUUAAAUACAUGAUAAGCAAUAUUGGGACAGGGAGUCCUUACAGUAAACCGGCUGAAGUGCCCCAAGUUGUAGUACCAAGAUUUUCAGCUCAACCAAGAUCGUCUUCUAUGGAAGUUAACACCUCUUCUGGCGAAUCGGAUGACAAGGAGUCCGAUACUGUAAGUCUUGUGGAUAGUUUGGAGGACCCACAUUCACCCAGAGUGAAUAAUAUAUCACCAAUGCUUCCAGAUAAUAGUAACAAAAUAAGGAAAUUGCCUAAACCAUCAACGUUUUUCAUACCGAUGGAGUCCAACCAAGUGGAAUUAAAAGCAGUAUCGGACUUACUUCCAGAUAAAGUGAGAGAAAAAUUGAACAAAAGGCAGCAAAAAUUGCACGAAAAAAGUAAAUUGAGCUCGCCGAGAUCAGACAGCAACUAUAUAAGUGCUAGUGAUAAUCAGCUUCACUUUGUAGCUCACGAUAGUUCUGAUUUGAAUGUUAAAAGUACACCGGUACUGCCUCAAGUCAACUAUAAGAAAAAACGUAACAAGCCGCUUCUACCAAGUAUAGAAAGUAUAAGAAAAACAAAAAUUGAUAAACGCGAAAAAGACCCAAAAUUAAAAGUUAAACGCAAGUCAAUACCAAAAGAGGACUUACAACAAAGUAAAUCCAAGAAUUGGAUGCCGAAACCAAGGAAUAAAAUGAAUGAAAAACUAACCCCUAUAUACACAAGCAAAAACGAAUAUGUCUACAAUGCAGAACCUAGAAGAAUAUACCAUAAAACAGAAUUCAGCAAUAACAAUAAACGGAUAGAAAUCCUUGAAAUAAUGGAGUGCGUGGAAACACCAGAAAAAAAUCAUAUAUUUAAAGGAAAAUCCAAAAUACCUGUACUGGUUAACCAAAAAUUGCCCAAGAUAAACGAUGGAUCUCACAAACCAAGCUUUUUGGACUUUGAUCAAGUCGAAGCUAGCGAUCCAAAAUUAGACCAAUUAAUAGCAAAUAUUCUUAUAGACACCCUAAACAACUCAGCCGAAUCGCCGAAAAACAAAAACGAAAGAAAAUCAUCUGGUUCGCCAACCAAAUACAACAACGCAAAGUACCAGCAAAAAUUCGACGUAAUCCCCGAAGAACUGCAAUCUUUGGAAGACAACCUUCUUCGUACGGACAUAAGGAAUAACAAUAACACCGAAAAUAACUACGAAGCAACUAACAGCGAAACAGAUAAUCCCACUUAUAAAGGUAAAGCUGCAGUUGCAGUGGUUAGAGACGAAAAUUUUUCCACAAUACCAAAGGGCUGGAUUACAUUCUAUAUGCUUCACAAGAAUCAGGGCACUCCUGACAGCACGUCCGAUGAAGGUAUUAAUCUUUCAACAUAUCAAACUUAAUAUUGCACUUACAAUUAGUCUAAAUAACAGCACCUAGCCUACAUCCCGUUUAUUUUGUAUUUAGACGAUUUUAUUUAGGAAAGAAUAAAUUUGAUCAGAAUGAUUUAAAAGAAAUAGAUAAAAGAAUCUCUUCCGAUAAAGAUAAAAUUGCUAAAAAAGACGAAAGUCUUAAGGGAUCUUUUUCAAGUAGUGAGGACUUAAGCCAAUUGCUUCCUAUGUCUGGGAAACCAAAAAGAAACAGCUCAAACCAAGCAAAAACUUAUAACGUCAAUAAUGACAAAGGUAAACGUAGAAAUAAAAAAUGCACACCAAUAAUAUUAAUUGUAAUUUUAAGGAGAAUGGUCCGUAACUGUUAGCGGGACUAACAGCUAUGGACAGAUGGCUCCAGAACUGGAAAUGAGGCUCAAAUUCCCCAAAAAUGAUUCUGGACUGAACAAAGAAAAACCUACUGGAUCUUAUCAAAGAUGGCUUCCUGAAAUUCCGAAAAAUAAGCUCACCAAAAAAACACCGGACCAGAUUCCUUUUAUAAUCGAACCGAGGCAAAACAAAACAAGCACGAGACGUUACCAACUUACAAGACCAAAAAUCCCGAACAGAUGUCACGAUAUACUGCCACAAGGCAGUAUUUUCAAUGAAAGGUAAAAUUUUGGAAAAAAGUGUUUUCGUGCAAAUGAAUAAGUUUGUUUUAAGGGAGUACGCGGACUUUUUAAGGCAUUUUCCCGAUAUUUUAACAGUGCAUGGAAGAACUAUAAGCCCCGAUAGAUCCAGAGUACCAAGUUUGAGUGAAAGGGAUUUAAUUAGGCAUUUUUAUACUACCCCUCGCUAAUUUUUAAUUUUCUAUGUAUAUAUUGUAUAUGAGAAAAUAAAG